Lecanosticta acicola is the source of this 2139-nucleotide messenger RNA. The record is from the annotation of a GenBank genome assembly. Lineage: Eukaryota; Fungi; Ascomycota; Dothideomycetes; Mycosphaerellales; Mycosphaerellaceae.
AUGCCCACCACGCCGCGCAAUACCUCCGGCGGUGGAGCGACCGGUGCGUCGUCAAGCGCUGUGCGACCAGCCCCCAUGAAGAGACAGAGCUCUCAAUCGUCGCACUCCUCCGCCAGGAACGCCAUCACCAGCCCCGGAUCCGUCGGCGAAGAUCGACCUCUGAGGCAUCAUGUGAAGCCUGCGCGACACACAAAGAUCAUCCUCCCGCGCAAUCACAGCAGCGCGCGCAAUUUGGCCAAGCUCAAUCGGCAGUCACAGAAUGCCGACGACGGGCGUAAGCAUGCGCGACAGCGGUCGCACGAAGGCGACACAGAGAUACGCUUGCCAGGUAGCUUGGGGGAGAGCGAGCCCGCGAUGAAGCCGUCUAUGAGGAGGAAUAUGACCUCUUACCAGCUACCGCGCAAUGCUUCACAUGCAAAGCUGAAGAAGAACCUGUCCCAUGGCCAGCUUACUAGGCUAGGAUCUGGCAGGAAUCUUGCGGCCUUGAAUCCUGCUGCACAGCGAGCGCCGACGUCACCGCACUUGAAGGGAAGGAGCAAGAGGUCAAAGUCGGCAGAAAUGACAGACGUGGAGAAGAGCUUGCAGGAGAAGGAGGUAGCGCUGCAUCGGCAACCGCUGGAGCGGAAAGGGUCGAAUAGAAAGAUCGGCUUCGCAGUCGGGAGUGCUGGCGACGAUUACGACGAUGAAGGCGAUGCGCAGAUGGAGGGGAGUGGGCUGCAAGAAGAUGAAUGGACAGAGGAGAGUGCGAGCGCGAGUCCGUACAGUACUCGACAGAACACGGCAAACAACUCGAGAAGGACAAGUGCGAUCCUGGACAGGACGCAGGAAAAGCUUCCGGGCCCGCUCUCGCAAGACACGAAGACAAAAUAUACAACUCCAGCAUCUCAAUCGGCUCCUCAACCUGUUAUCGAAGAGAGCGAUGAUUCAGAUGAGGCAACCAGUCCACUAUCAAUUGGCCAGCUAAGAAAGAAGCCCUCCACGGGUGCGAAAGAGGAGAGCUCCAGGCGCUCUGAGCCAGAGGCUUCCGCUACAAAGUCUUUGCAAGAACCUGAGCCAUCGAAGGGAAAGGAAAGAGAACAAGCUGCACAAUCCCAGACAAGAACCAGUCCUUUAAGUCAGGCUAGGGUGCAUCCUAACCCAGCCACCAGACGCCUGCUCAACAAAAGCCAACAACUUUCUGCACCUGCUCUGGUCAGCAAUGUGAGCGCGCUUGAUGACGCUCACAGCAGCCGAGGCUCACCAGCUCCGUCAAUGCGCUCCUCACGGUCCAAUUUAGGGGAUGGAAUGGAUGCAGGACAAGAAGACGAACUCGUGUCACGCUUCGUAGCAAGUGCCUCUCACCCUUCCAUGACAAGUGGUACCAACACUGCGACGAGUACACCGAAGCAGACCGGGUUUCACGCCCCUGAGGAAGACAGUACUCUUGCGGCACAGCGGAGAGAAAGGUCUGGGUUUCAGAUUGGACCUUCGAGUCCCGGCUCGAUAUCAGCUGGAUCUUCUGGUACCAAUACGCCCGCCCUGGGACGCUCAAGAACGGAGCUUCGCAUGUUGCAGGAAAAGGCAAUGGCUGACAUGGAAUCUGCUGCGGACCAAAGACCUCAUCUCCCAGCUCAUGUCUACGAUCGCCGCAACGAAUCUCUUAAAUCCUACCUCCACUUGAACAAUCUCGGCGAGGGGCGGACCGGGACGGCGAGGACGACGGCGACUCCAGUAGCGAUGGGCCCGGAUGUCUUCCAAGGCAGAUUUCGAGCGCUCAACACCGAACUUCGGGUAGUGCAGAAAUUUCGCGAUCCAAUUGGAGAGGCAGUUGCUCGGCUCAGGUGUUGCAAAGGCAGUAGACUGAAUCAGCGGACUGCGGCACAGCAGAAGCACGCUGCAGCUGGGCUUCCGACGAGCAAGAGCGCAGUGUCACUACCGGCACAGCGUACUCAGAGAGCUGGGGACUUGUCCAAGUCCGCCUCUCCGCCCAAGUCUGCAAUUGACUUGAAGAAGAAUGUACACGUGGCUACGGCGCCUGAACGGCAAAAGCAGAGGAGAGAAGUCAGCUUUGCGAGGGCGCCGCAGACGAGAGAAUACACCCCGAGUGGGGACGAGUUGAGCCCGGAUGCGAUAGCGAGGCAGCUCUGGGAGUCGAUUUGA